AUAAAAUUUAUUUUUAAUAUCAGUUUGGCAGACAUUUCAACAUUAAUCAUUGUGAUUCAAUUUGGUCAAAUACUGUAAAUUUCUUUACAGUGGAAAUAAGUUACAUUAAUGAGGUGAUAAAUAAGUUCAGUUAGCAAAUUGUAUGACGACCUUUAUCCUAAGAAUUGCGAAAAUUUGGGGGUUUGAAACUUGAUCAGUGUAACAUCUGUUUUACAAACGAUGUAUUUUGUAGAAACUUAGCCGAGUGAGCGUUCUUAGGGGCAAAUUGAAGUACUCUGAAUGUACGUCACACGAUUUGUACAUUGGAAAACUUUUGCCCUUUUACAAAAAUUCCUUUUUAUUGUGUAACAUUAGCAGCGGGUUUUGGUUGUUCAUUUUUCUUAUUGUUUUAUUUCUUUAAAUCCAAACCGGAAAUGCGCUCCCGUCAAACAGUCACGUGACAAUCGCGUUCCUGCCGAGGCAGUAAAGAGCAGCAGCUAGCAGAGGCUGUCCAGCUACAUCGUUUAAUUAUGUUUCCUCAGCCGUAGUCCCCUAACUGUCCGAAGGAGGGCUCCAAGCCGGUUUUCCCAGAGGCGGGUGACGACUUUUCCUGGAGUGGGGCGAAAUUAGAACCCAGAAGCUCGAGCUGGGUGAUCAAAUCUCAGCUUAGCAUCAGAAGUUCUAGCCUCCGCCGCCGCAGGAGGAGCAGGGCUGACGGAGGCAAGGGCUCUGCCUUGUGACCAUGCAGGGGGAAACUGCGGCGGUUCGGGUCGCGGAGAACGAGGGGAAAGUGGAUGUAUUUCCCCCGAACAGAACGCCCAGUUCGGGGAGAGCGGGCGGGAAGAGCUGGCAGUACAGCGAUCACAUGGAGAACAUUGACGGCUAUCUGAUGAAGUACACCAACCUGGUGACAGGCUGGCAGUACAGGUUCUUUGUCCUGAACAACGAGGCGGGUCUGUUGGAGUACUUUGUGAACGAGCAGUCCCGCUCCCAGAAGCCCCGGGGCAGCCUGCCGCUGGCCGGGGCCGUCAUCUCCCCCAGCGACGAGGACUCCCACACCUUCACCGUGAACGCCAUCAGUGGAGAACAGUACAAGCUGCGAGCCAGUGACGCCAAGGAGAGGCAGCACUGGGUGAGUCGGCUGCAGAUCUGCACUCAGCACCACACCGAGGCCCUGGGCAAGAGCAACCCCGCCCCCAGCCGUAGGUACUCUGUGGCGUCCCAGAGCAGCGCCAGCUCGCCGAUGUCUCUGCGGCGGCCCAGUCAGAGCGCCUCGGCCCUGUUCGGCUGGACGCAAAACCACAAGGGCUCCGUCUACUCCAGCAGGAAGUCCCUGAUGCCCGACCACCUGCUGGACGCCAGGGAGAUGAUGAGCCAGGCCCAGGGGCAGCACCGGGACCUGAUUCAGAGCAUCGAGGGGCUGCCGGCGGCCCCGGGCCCCGGCCUGUCCCCCCUGGACCAGGACCUGCUGAUGCUGAAGGCCACCUCCAUGGCCACCAUGAGCUGCCUGAGCGAGUGCCUGCACAUCCUGCAGCUGCAGCAGGUGGCGCGGCAGCGGGCCGCCCUGGGAGGACCCACCAUCGAGUGGCUGGAGCCCAAAGUGGCCGACGACGUCCUGAAGAACGGCAGCAGUCCGCUGGGCAACCACACCCCACUGGAGGGGGGACGCCUGCCGCUCAGCGCCCCCGACACCUGCAGCUGCUCUGAGGAGCAGGAGGAGGUGGACCCGGAGGACGAGGUGGAGGACUCGUUCAUGGACACGGAGGAGGACCUGGGGGCCGUGGAGGAGGAGCGCAGCGUCAUCCUGCACCUUCUGUCGCAGCUCAAGCUGGGCAUGGACCUGACCCGGGUGGUCCUGCCCACCUUCAUCCUGGAGAAGCGCUCCCUGCUGGAGAUGUACGCAGACUUCAUGUCCCACCCGGAGCUCUUCGUCACCGUCACCGACGGCAACAGCCCCGAGGACCGCAUGAUCCGCUUCGUGGAGUACUACCUCACAUCGUUCCACGAGGGCCGCAAGGGCGCCAUCGCCAAGAAGCCCUACAACCCCAUCAUCGGAGAGACCUUCCACUGCUCCUGGAGGGUCCCCCGGGGGCCUGAGGCCCUCCAGGGGGAGGCCGAGCCCCCCGCCGAGGCCCCGGAGCCCUACCAGGUGCGCUUUGUGGCGGAGCAGGUGUCCCAUCAUCCCCCGGUGUCUGGCUUCUACGCAGAGUGUCCGGAGAGGCAAAUGUGUGUGAACACACACGUGUGGACCAAGAGCAAGUUCAUGGGGAUGUCCAUCGGCGUGUCCAUGAUCGGAGAAGGUUGCCUGCAUCUGCUGGAGCACGAUGAGGAGUACACCUUCACGCUGCCCUGCGCCUACGCCCGCUCCAUCCUCACCGUGCCCUGGGUGGAGCUGGGCGGAAAGGUCAACAUCGCCUGCAACAAGUCCGGAUACUCGGCCGUCAUCACCUUCCAGACCAAGCCCUUCUACGGCGGAAAGUUACACAAGGUAACGGCAGAGGUGAAGCACAACUCCACCAACGCGGUGGUGUGUCGGGUUCAGGGCGAGUGGAACGGCGUGCUGGAGUUCAGCUACGCCAGCGGAGAGACCAAGGUGGUGGACGUCACCAAGCUGCCCGUCACCAGGAAGCGGGUCCGGCCCAUAGAGAAGCAAGCGCCCACAGAGUCCAGGCGGCUGUGGCAGCACGUGACGGAGGCGCUGCGGCAGAAGGACAUCGAUAAAGCCACCGAACACAAGAGGGUCCUGGAGGAGCGCCAGCGGGCCGAGGAGCGCCAGCGGGCCGAGACCGAGACGCCGUGGAGGACCAGAUACUUUGACCGGGAGGGUGAAGGCUGGGCCUACAGCAAGCCUCUCUGGAAGAAUUCAAAGUCCUACGUUUCCUGUCUUUAAGUCCAGGUGGCUGAAUGUGAGUGAGUUGCACACAGUUGGGAUGAAGGCGGGGCACUCUGGCAACCGGCGGCCAAUCAGGUGGCGCUCGAAGCCUCAGAGGACGAGCUGCCGCCCCGCUGCUCGUUUUUAUAUCUCGACGUGUUCUUGUACAGGUACUAACAGCCUUAAGACGGUUUGGAGGGUUGGGAUCUGCUUGGUUUGCUUCUUUUCUCCACCUUCAGCUACACUUUGGUUUAAGAGGGGCGUUUGUUUGAGGAGAGAGAAAGGGGCGAGCGACGUGCUGCGAUUGCUCUAGACCAGCAGCUCAACCAAUCAGGACGAACGUCACAGGAAAACUGCUCCAAAAUCCCAUAGAUCUUGGGAUUGGUCCAAGAAAUUGAAAGUAUUUGCCCCAAAAGUCUUUCUAAGAGAUAUUAUUCAUCUAUAUGUAUAUACAUAUAUGCUGGAAUGAUAAGUUUUGGCCUUCUUCACUGUAUUCACAUUAAUUUGUUCUUUGUCUUUAAGUGGUGUUUUUUUUUUUUUCCAAUAAAGUGCAGAAUUUCGUUUUUCUUUCGUUUAACUACAUUUUAAUAAGUUACUCCAUCUAAACAUGUAAAAAGUCACUUUACUCAAACUGCCUGGAUAUUGCAAGUUUUAAAUCAUUUAUUACACGUUUAGUACUUAUAAACAGGUAAUAAAUGGUUAUUAAGGAGUUAACGUGGCUUUAAGCAUGCUAAUUUUUACAUUUUUAUGAACCAUUCCAUGUUUAUUAACGGCUAAUAAAUGCUUCACAGUUUAUCCUGUAACUGUGGGGCCCCAUGUGGUUCCUGUAGCUGCUGGUCUUGCUGGGCGUUGGUCCCCCCAGCUCCAGGUGGCUCUAGCUCCGGCCCUGCCCAGCCAGUAGAGCAGCUGUUCCGGGUUCUCCUGCAUGGCUCUCCUCUUGGUUUUAAAGCGGUUCUGUUUGUUCCCUCCUCCCUGUGGAGCUGGAACGGUUCUGGUUCUGUGUGAAGAACCCGUCCCAGUGACCCCGGUCUGGUUCCAGGCGGGAUCAGUCCACUCGGCCAUCGAUAAGCUACCCCCCCACCCCACCUGCAGUCCUGGUGCCUUAGCGACUCCUCCCUCCUCCAGGGGGAGCCGGUUGUUUCCCACCAGUGGUUAACCUGAACGAUGCACUGAUGUCUGCUCUGUUCUCAUGUUUUGAGUUUCUAUUUUCCUUUAAGAGUCAGAGUUUGGGAGUGAAAGGAGUCACUCUUGUGGACUUCCUGUCGUCUGUCUUGCUGAUUUGUGAAAUGCACUGAUGUUGCAGCGGAACGGACGUGCGCUAAUAAUCCAAUAAAACCCUAAACUCUGA
Molecule: messenger RNA, 4199 nt
Organism: Xiphophorus hellerii (green swordtail)
Lineage: Eukaryota; Metazoa; Chordata; Actinopteri; Cyprinodontiformes; Poeciliidae
Product: oxysterol-binding protein-related protein 11
Exons: 13
Coding region: 722-2869 (715 amino acids)
Cellular component (GO): membrane; cytosol; Golgi apparatus
Molecular function (GO): sterol binding
Source: RefSeq, a predicted model, not a curated record